Messenger RNA from Gasterosteus aculeatus aculeatus (three-spined stickleback), 3843 nucleotides. RefSeq names its product quiescin Q6 sulfhydryl oxidase 1 (gene qsox1). The record is from RefSeq and is a predicted model, not a curated record. Gene Ontology annotation, molecular function: protein disulfide isomerase activity; flavin-dependent sulfhydryl oxidase activity. Gene Ontology annotation, biological process: protein folding. Gene Ontology annotation, cellular component: Golgi membrane. Lineage: Eukaryota; Metazoa; Chordata; Actinopteri; Perciformes; Gasterosteidae.
CGGGGCGAAAUGACAACCGUGCGCGUGCGUCGCUUAGUUCCUUGAGGUGUGUUUUCUAAAAGGACGAGAACUCCAAACUGGAAGAGAAAGGGAGGGGGAGAGAGAGGGAGAGAGGAAGCACGAUGAAGCCCGCUGGCCGCCUCGCAGAGUGAGGCAGAAAAGUUGUGUCAACUUUGGUGUGACGCGGAGGUGAAAACUCGGUGCGUCCACACCGACGCUCGGCAGCCGCAGCUGGGGGGGCGGGAGGAAGAUGGCGCGGCGCCGCGGCGGUGCCACGUCUCGGUUCACCGGAGAAAUCCCCAAAAGUGCCGGAAAGAGCGCGACGUCGGCGGUGGUUUGGUUGUGUUUUUGUCUCCUGUUCCCUUCCGCCGCGGAGGCCGGGCUGUACACCGCCACCGACCAGCUCCUCCCGCUGAGUCCGGACAACGUGGAGCCGCUUUUGAUCAACUCCACGGCCGCCGUGCUGGUGGAAUUUUACGCUUCGUGGUGCGGACACUGCAUCGCCUUUUCUCCAGUUUACAAACGUCUGGCGAGAGACAUUAAAGAGUGGAAGCCGGCUGUUGACCUGGCAGCCAUCGACUGCGCUGCAGAGGAGAACAGGAAGGUCUGCACCGCCUUCGGCAUCAAAGCCUACCCCACUAUCAAGUUCUUCCACGCUUAUUCCAAGGCUGAUUCUAAAGGACAGAGCUUUAGAGCUUCUACUCAUGAAGUCUGGGUCCUCCGUCACCGGAUCAUAGACAAACUGGAAAGCCACGAGGAGCCGUGGCCCCCCGCCUGCCCCCCACUGGAGCCCACGAGCCAAGCAGAGAUCGACAGCUUCUUUGAGACCAACAACGUCCAGCACCUGGCUCUGAUAUUUGAGGACGCCACAUCUUACAUCGGCCGAGAGGUGACCCUGGACCUGUUACAGUUUGAGAACGUCGCAGUGCGGAGAGUCCUGAGCACCGAAGAAGGUUUGGUGACCAAACUGGGAGUGACGGAGUUUCCCUCCUGCUACCUUUACUCUGCUGGAGGCAACUUCACCAGACUCAAAGUCAACAUAGAGGCCCGUGCUUUCUACUCCUACGCGCUCCAGGCGCUGCCGGGAGUGAGGCGGUCAGGGAAGCCUCCACCGGUCGCCGCCGGGGUCGUCACCAACCACACACAGGAGCCGUGGAAACCCUUCAACAGGUCCAGAGUGUACAUGGCCGACCUGGAGUCGACGCUGCAUUACUCGCUGCGUGUGGAGCUGGCUGCUCAUACCGUCAUAAAGGGAGGGGCCCUGACUUCUCUCAGGGAGUACGUCUCGGUCCUGGCGAAGUACUUUCCAGGCCGUCCCGUGGUGACGAACCUUUUGAAGUCUUUAAACGCUUGGCUACAGAACCAGACUGGCGACGAGAUUUCCUAUGAGGCACUGCGAGAGAUCCUGGAUAACACCGCUCAGUCUCCAAACACUGCCUUGCCUGAAGGAGAGCGGUGGGUGGCCUGUCAGGGUUCACAACCCCACUUUAGACGUUACCCUUGUGGGAUGUGGAGUCUCUUCCAUGUUCUUACUGUCCAGGCCAAGGACGCAGGAGGCACAGAUCCCAAGGAGGUGCUGAGUGCCAUGAGAAGCUACGUCCACAGCUUCUUCGGCUGCCGGGCGUGUGCCGAGCACUUUGAGGUCAUGGCGGAGGAGAGUUUGGUGGAGGUGGACACGUUGUCGUCAGCGGUGCUGUGGCUUUGGUCGAGACACAAUCGUGUCAACAACAGACUGGCAGGUGCUUUGAGUGAAGACCCCAACUUCCCAAAGGUCCAGUGGCCUUCGCCCGAGAUGUGUCCAGGCUGCCAUUCUGUGAAGGACAACGGGGAGCACAGGUGGAGCCAGCCGCAGGUUCUUCCCUUCCUCAUGUCCUACUUCUCAUCCAGCAGUAUCCUCGCAGACCACCUCGAGGAUGAAAACCAGAUCCUGGCAAAACAGAGGGAAAAACAUGCUUUAUUAUCUCAGCAACGUGUGGAGAGGAAAGCCAGGGAGGCCUCAGACUCCAUGAUGCACCCUCUGCCAUCGCAAUCCACUGUGCAGGACGAGGAGGAGGAGGAGGAGGAAGAAGAAGAGGAGGAGGAGGAGGAAGAGGGGCCGCGGGACGAGGAGGAGCAAGGUGGGGAAAGGGCCGCGGCGGAUGAGAUGGAGCGUAAGAAGUCGGACACGAACCCCUGGGGCAAACCCCAGGUGGAGGUGGACCAAGGCCGGCGGCAGGCCCGCAGGAAGCCCAGAAUCGUGGGCCUGAGGAUGCCGGAGCUGCAGGAGGACAUCGUGGACCUCGACUCAUUCGUCUACCAGAACUACAAGGCCAAGGCGCUGCAGGGCGUCGCCGCCACCCGGGUCAAACAGCGCAGCCUGCAGAGGAAGGAGGAGCGGGACCCGGGGCCCGUGUUCGGACUCGGCUCGGAUCUGGACGCCGGGCUCGGGAUGGUGGGCCUGCAGCCGCUGGAAGCUGACUUUGAGCUGGAGCUCGGGCAGCAGAGGAAGCGGCUACAGAACCGAGAACUGAGCGGCCAGCGCUUUGUGGAGGAGGCCGAGUUGGCGCGGUGGGUGUCUGUGCUGAGCAUCGGGUUUUCCAAAGUGGACAUCAGCCUGUGUGUCGUCCUUUAUUUCCUCUCCUUCACGUGUCUUCUGGCCAUGUAUCUUUUCUUCAAGAACCGCCUCAGGCUACGGAGAGGCAAAGUAGCUCUACCUUGAACAAAAAGGUAUCCAAUUUCCAGAUGAGUCGGCAAUGAUUAACGUUCAUUAGGUUUGUGCAGGCUACGGGUGGGGUGACUGUAAGGGGAUGUGUCAAGAUUAGGGCGAUGUUAGACGGUCCACUUAACUGUUACCUCCAGCUGAAUGUCCUGGAUGUGUUCUGUCUAAACAGAGUGUAGGGGAAAGGGAAAAUUAGCUGCAUUUCUAUAUCGGGUUUGCUUAUUUAAUUAUUCAUUUAAUGUUCUUUUCAGACAGAAGCUUAACUAUGGACAAUAUGUGAAUGUAGAUGCAUAUUUCCAUAAGUGGGUUGCUGUUUUUGAAUUAAGAUCACAAUUUAGAUUUGUUUUGUUUGACUUCUUAUAAAGAGCAAACCAGUAUGAGAUUAUUUUUUUUUUUAAACUAAUUUUUUAUGGAGUGACUGCAACUAAUGAAUUUAUUUUACUAGGUUUUGUUCAUUUGUAGCAGUGUGAUUUUUUUUAAUUUUAUAUCUCUUAAUUAGGCCAACACCUACUUCUGUCUAUUAUGACACAAAUAUAUAUAAUUAUAUGAUUAUGAUGUAUAAUUUUUUAAUAUCCGAAUUAUUUGAAUAAAAUGCUACUUGAUUGUGCUUCAAUGAACAAACAAAAAAAGCAAUUGUGCUUUAAUAACAGAUCAACUCCUUUCCCUUAAUCAACAAUUGACAUAUUUCUGUUUAAUUCAAUGCAUCAAUACUAAAUCAAAUGUUACUGCAUUUCUUUUAAUACUCAGACAACUCAGUCCCAGGAUGCGUUGUGGGUUUGACAGUUGGAUCAUUUAGCUGAAUACUGUGACUGGACCAGCACAUCCACACUUAACUUUCUCCAGAGAAGAGCAGACCAGCCUUUUGUUGUUCAGCUCCUUUGGUUGGUGGUUUACUGUCCAUCACACGCAGUGUUACUUCACAUUCACUUUGAGUCUUACAUCACGCUGCCACACAACAGCUACGCUGCUUGUUUAUGAAGUGUUGUGCAGCGGGCGGCGCAUAUGUUCACACUGGAGGAGGUUUUAGAAUAAGCGGGAUUUGUCUAUGACGUAAAGCCUCGGCUUCUCAUCUCAAAAAACACUUGUGUUGUUCUGUUCGCUUCUUUGCUUUUGUCUCAAUCAAUAAAAUUUAUUUUUGAUAAUGA